Messenger RNA from Dicentrarchus labrax (European seabass), 1654 nucleotides. RefSeq lists its product as uncharacterized. Bases 217 to 1107 code for a protein of 296 amino acids. Lineage: Eukaryota; Metazoa; Chordata; Actinopteri; Moronidae. Gene Ontology annotation, biological process: regulation of cell differentiation. Gene Ontology annotation, cellular component: membrane. The transcript has 7 exons. The record is from RefSeq and is a predicted model, not a curated record.
ACAGGUUUGCCCAGGGAAGAGAUGACAGUAGUUGGACUCUUCUCAAACUCCAGAUCUUAGGUGAAGAGAGGGAAGAAGCAGGUUUAGAGACUGGAUGCAGCCAGACGUGCGUCCCCCAACCUGUUGAUACAUCACAAGGACUGUAAUGGCACGUGACCCGGUUAAGUUUACAGAGCAUCAAAUGAUCUGCCUUUCAUUUCGGUCCCUGUUGCCGUGAUGACCACAGGCAUGAGCACAGCAGGCGUUCACCGAGGCUUCCUCAGGAAAUAUGGGGGCUUCAUGUUCAAGCAGUGGAAGGAGAGGUACCUUGUGCUGACCAUGGAGGGAAGCCUGUUGGUGUGCCGCGAUGCAGAGUCCCCUCCUGACCAGGUGGUAGCACUACAAACCAACUGUGAGUCGAUUGUAGAGGGACGAGAAAUCCUCGACCUGCCCAAGUUGCCUCCAGGGGGCAGGAGGGACUGCUGCUUCGCCCUCAUCCUGCCACAGAACAAGUUCCUGCUGCUUCUCACUGACAACCCCGAUGACUGCAGUCUGUGGCUGAAGUUGAUCAGGAAAGUGAGGGAGGGUGUCAUGUCACCCAUGACCCUUCAGAGACAACGCAGCAUCACUCCCUGCAUCACUGACAGAGACCCCCUGCCCGACUCCUCCAGUGAUAAAGACCCCGGGUCACCCAGGGUUAGUGAAGGCACCCCUCCUUUAUCUCAAGUGACUGAACGGGGAGGCUCCUUCAGAGAGAGAGGCCAGAACCCAGCCAGUGGACCACGGCGGUCUCUGCGUAGUGCUUCUGUGGCCCCCCCUCAUCGUAUGUCAGAUUGUCUUCGCCAUGGCAACAGCAGCGAUGCCCGGGCGGUGAGGGCAGUGUGCCUGUUGAUGGGAGGGGCAGCGGCCUCCUCUGCAAUGGGCUACCUCAGCUCCUGCUCCCCUUCCUCUCCCCUUGCUAGCAGAGCCCCAGAGCUCGCCCAUGGCGCAGGGGGCUUCUCCGAGCUUCCUGCAGGAGGCUCCUUCCACGCCUGCAGCCAGGAUGUUGACUCGCCACACUUCAACAGCUUCGACUUUGAAGGAGACUCCGACUUUGAUGCAUUUGACUGUGGAGGAUUUGCUUUUUAGCUUUGACUAGAGAGGGAGAGAAACUGUUUGAAAGACCCUUUAUUCUCAUAAAAACCCCUCUGUUGGUAUUCCUUCAUAAUAUAAGGGCAUUAAUUAAUCACUUGUUGGGUUAUCUAUACGUCUAAUUUAUAAAUUAAUGAAGGUGUUCUUCCUGGCUUUAUGCCCGUGCUCCUCAGGUAAAUCAUUCAUGAUCUUGACUCCUCUGAACACUGUCUGUCUGUGUUGUAUCAGUCUUUCCAUGCCACAGGACGACUUGAGGGUGAGCAGUAUAAUGAUGCCAGACAGCCACGCGGAGGUUUAUGAGGAAAUUUUAGUCCCAGAGCUUUAACAGUUGUGGUUCUUCACUGUAUGUUUAUUUUAUACGUUUUUUUAAAUUUGACCUCUGUGCAUAUUUUCUCCUCAUCUACUUUCUCUCCAUUUCACUGACACUUUGCUCGAUUUCCUUUUGCCAUACUUUCUGAAAUCCCCCCACCAUCUGCACAUACCAUUAUCUUACAUGAAAUGCAGUCCAAAGGUGAACUCUAAAUAAAUCCUGCUGUCACCAUGA